Molecule: messenger RNA, 594 nt
Organism: Verticillium alfalfae VaMs.102
Lineage: Eukaryota; Fungi; Ascomycota; Sordariomycetes; Glomerellales; Plectosphaerellaceae
Exons: 1
Coding region: 1-594 (197 amino acids)
Source: RefSeq, a predicted model, not a curated record
AUGUCCCGCUUCUUCCCGCACACGGCAUUCGCGGAGGACCAGCCGCUCGCCCGCACCAUCCUCUGGACCCACGUCCUCACGCGCGCCGCCACCAUGGGUUCCAUCCUCGGCCUCGGCACCUUUGCCCUGCGCUCAGCCGCCGGGUCCCGCGUCCCCUUCCUCGCCUACGCGCCCACUGAUGCCGCGACGAUCCGAGCUUCCACGACCCUCGCCAAGACGGCCGUUCCCUCGGCGAACCCGUCUGCAAACCCGCUGCGAGCCGCCCGGCUGCUCGGCACGGUGGGGUCUGCGACGGUCGCGACGGUGGGCAUCACAGCGCUCGUCACGAUAGCGCACAUGUGGGGGAGGGAAGAGGUCGAGUGGCUCGACCGCAGCUGGAGGCUCAGGGCCAACCCGUUCCAGACGGAGGUCGAUGACUGGACCUACGGCACGAGUAUCGCGGCGUUGGGCAUUGCAGGUGUGGGCUUCCGCAAGCAGAUGGCCAAUCUCGGGUGGAGGGGCCUUGUUGGUGUUGCUGGGCUGGGCAGCGUUGUUGGGACGGUGGGCUACAUGGGUUGGAGGCACGGCAUCAAGGGCGGCACGUUUGCUGCAUGA